Oncorhynchus kisutch (coho salmon) is the source of this 8435-nucleotide messenger RNA. Its product is annotated as PHD and RING finger domain-containing protein 1. The record is from RefSeq and is a predicted model, not a curated record. NCBI's taxonomy places the organism in Eukaryota, Metazoa, Chordata, Actinopteri, Salmoniformes, Salmonidae. The coding region runs from base 1010 to 6175 and encodes 1721 amino acids. The transcript is spliced from 18 exons.
AGUCAGUUAAGAACUAAAUCGUAUUUACAAUGACGGCCUAGGAACAGUGGGUUAACUGACUUGUUCAGCUAUAGAACAACACAUUUUUAUCUUGUCAGUUAGGGGAUUCGAUCAAAGCAACCUUCAUGUUACUGGCCCACGCUCUAACCACUAGGCUACCUGCCGCCCCAGUAUGCCUAAAUAAUGAGAAAUUGUUAAUGUACCAACAUUAUAGUAUAAGAAUGUCACAUGCACCGAAGAUAACGAGCUUGCAAGUUAUAUUUAGACUCAAGCUAAUAAUGGUAACGUUAGCUAGCUAGCAGGCUAACGUUAGCAGGUUAUUCUCCAAAACAAUGCAGAUAUCUAGCUAACAUGCAUUGCUAGCUAGUGUUGCAUAGCUAGCUAAGAAUAUUCCAUAAAUUGCACGUUUUAUUUGCAAGAAGGUAAGUAGUUGGGUAACGAAGCGUAUUUAAGUUUACCUAGUAACAACAGGCAACUCUUUUAGCCAGCAUGUAUGCACAGCAGCGCACCACCACAGUCGCGCAGCGUGUUUGUUGUUGAGGAAACUGAAGCAGCAACAGUUGUUAGCUAGUUAAGCUAAACACUUACUAUAAUCUUGAAAACGAGAACUUGGUAUACAUUUUUACCUCGUUUGUCAGUCUGCUUGUUAUUUAUGGCUGGCAGACUUUAACCUUUGUGUUAAAUCUCUUAUCAAUGGACUAACUAGCUGUCCACUUCAAGUAGCACUUGACUUGUGACAUGCUAGCUCUAUUUUCAUAUACCUCCUUCACAUACCGCUAUUUAUUUAAUGAAGUGCUAAUCUGAUAUUUCUACAAGCGUCCUUGUUUGUAGCAGGUGUCAAUACUGAGUACACAGGAACGCUUUGUUUGCGGGUGGACCAGUUGAAGAGCUGUGGCACUCAUUUAAAUGUAAUGUAUUUUCCAGCUACUGACAAUUCAUAAGUCUCACUUAAGCAGAGCCUUUGGGAUUUAGCAAGAUAUUGGUGCUGGAGGCUCUCUGAUGUUCAGCCAUGGACGAAGAGGACAGCCAGGAUGAGCUGAUCAACCGGAAUGCUACCCACGGAAAAGGGAAAAGGCCAGCAUUGUGGGCAAUCUCAGAUGAAGACUCAGAUGAUGGUGGGGAGGAAUCUGAGGAGGUAGCUUCUGACAGUGGUGAGGAAGAACACCUCGAUGGAGAAGAAGAUGAGGAGGAUGAUAGUGAUGAUGAUGAAGAGGAGGAUGCUGCGAAGGAGGUGGAGGGUGCAGUGGGGGGAGUGUCUGCUGACUUGGCAGGCCUGAGCUCAGACGAGGACACAGAGAAAUGUCCCAUCUGCCUCAAUUCUUUCCACAGCCAGCCUGUGGCCACACCAGAGAGCUGCAAACACUACUUCUGCCUCGACUGCAUCCUUGAGUGGUCCAAGAAUGCAAACUCCUGUCCUGUGGAUAGAAUUGUCUUCAAUAACAUCUACCUGAGAAAAUGUUAUGGUGGGAAAGUGCAGAAAAUGAUCACAGUGCAGAAGCCAGUGAAGGAGGGCCAGGAGGAGGUGAUAGACCUGGAGCUGGAACAGACCAGCUGUGAGGUGUGUGGGGGGAGCGACCGUGAAGACCGACUGCUUCUCUGUGACGGCUGUGAUGCAGGGUACCACAUGGAGUGCCUGACCCCCCCGCUAGACGCUGUCCCUGUGGAGGAAUGGUUCUGCCCAGAGUGUCAAGCCAACAACCGCCAUUCAAGGGGUUCAGAGGAGCAGAGCGACGUGGAGAGUCUGAGCAGCGCCCGUCCCACAACCAGUCGCUCCCGCCCCCGCACAACGGGCCCCACCCGGGCCAUCGCCCGCACCCAGCAAAGCGAGAGGGUCCGCGCCAGUGUCAAUCGCCACCGCAUCACCCAGGCACGCACUGCACAGAUUGCCCCCAGUUUUCUGAUGCCACAGUCCACCUGGCUGGAUGACACUAUCAACGCAGUAGUGGCAGGACUCAACACUGCCGUGUACAUACGGGACCUCACACCCCGUGCUCCAUCCAGCCGACGACGCAGGACAGUGAAGCGCAGGAAAGGCAGUAGUAAGAGGUCAUCGGGUGAGAAGGGCAAAGCUGCAGGCACUGGGGGGAAGAGGAGGAAACGGAGAGUGAGGAGGUCCAAGUCCAGAAGGAAAAUGGUGGUGAAGAAGGAGCCUACGUCUCGUGGUCGUAUAGCCCAUAACCUGGGGAUAGGGAAGCCCAAAUGGGGCUCAUCCCUUCCCUCUGUGUACCGGCCUACAGAAACCACUCUGGGCAGUAUGAGAGCUGACAUAGGAGCUGCUUCGCUCUCUGUCUAUGGAGACCCCUUUGACUUGGACCCCUUCACUGACAGGAAUGAAGAGGAGGAAGAGCAUGCCUCGGCCAUGACAUCACUGCUGGAGGCUAAGAGGCAUGGCUUAUCUCGCUCUGCCCUCCGCUCGCACCAGCCUGUGGCCCGACCAAUCACUGCUGGCCUCUCCAGGCGGGGCCCAAGCCUGCCCCAGGUGGCGGCGUUGGCCCCAGUGCCUGACCUUCUGGGCAGCAUCCUAUCAGGACAGAGCAUGCUGCUGAUGGACAGCUCAGACGUGGUCAUCAACAGAGACGGAUCCCUCAAGGCUACCAAACCAGUGGGUGUGUCAUCUUCGUCCAGGCUGGGCAGCAGUAGGAGCAGCAGCUCUGGUGAAUCAGUAGCCCAGAACCACUCAGGGAUGUCCCCUAAUCCAGAAGCAGUCAGCUCCCUCUCUCUCCCCACUAACGGAGACCUGGUGGUGGGACCCUCCUGUAGCCCCCUGAACAGGCCCUCCCUCAGCUCCCCAGGGCCCUGCUCGUCCCCUCUCACCCCCUCAUCCCCUUGCCCGGCCAGCCACAGCCAGACUUCCCCGCCUCCCAGACCCAGCCCUAGUCUUGGACAGAGCCACUGGGGGGCCACUGGUGUACAACUUCCCCAUAGGACCCAGAGAGAAGCCACCUCUACCUCCACUCCUACCCCAGACUCUCGGUCAAGAGGGAGGGAGACCGUGCCACCACAGCCCCAGGCUAAGAAGGCUGCACCUAAACCAGUAUGGGAAGCACCAGUAUCGGUGCUUCCCAGGAUACCAAAGAUAAAACGGGAGAGUGGUGGGCUAACGAAUGGCAUUGUCAGUAGGGGGGGUAGUAGUAGCCGUGCUAAUAGUAAUGGCUUCCCUGAGGCCUGUGUGAACAGCCUGGGUGGGAACAGGGGUAGGCAGCCAAGGGUGGAUCAGCAGCAGCAGGGCAGGACAGAGGGUCAGAGACAGAGACCAGAGCAAGCAGGCUCUUCGUCUGCCUUCUCCAGCUCCUUUUCCUCUUCCUCUGAUUCCCCAGCCAACCCGGCAUUGGCAUCCACAGUGUGCUUCCGGAUCAAUGCCAGUGGGAAUGCGUGGCACGCCCGACAGCUUAACAACGCCUCAGCAAUGUUUGCCACCGGCAACAGUCAAGAACCACUGUCCACGGAAGAAGAGGCGGCGAAGAGGAGAAGAGAGGAGCGCAGCAGCAAAAUGAGGCCCCUGGCCACCUCACACACACAGGUCAAAGAGGAGGAGGGGGAUAUAUACGACCCCUUCCACCCAACAGGCUCAGACUCCAACGCCUCAGAAAGUGAAGGAGAGAGCCAUGCUGGGGGGAAACCAUCCAUGGCGCACAAGGAAUGUACCAUCUACCAGGUGAAAGCUGAGGCACUGGAAAAUAGGGUGUCACUGGAGAGGGAUGAGGGCUCAGGAGAAGUUCUGGAUGUGAAGAGCGAGGCAGACACGGCAAAGCCUGGUCACGGCCCACACAACGCACCCAGGUCUGGGAUGACUGGCACCAGCACACCCCUGUCCCAGAGCCAUGUCCCUGGGAAGAAGGAGAGGAAAGAACAAGGGGGCAAGAAUCGAGAGCCCCAGAGCCAGAAGACUGAUCAUUUCUCAUCCAGCUCAGCUUCCAGCCACCACAGCAACAAGAUGGUGAAGACCGAGAUCAAGUCAGAGCCCCAGGACAGCCCCCCCAAGUCCUUGUCCAUGUCUAAAUCAAACUCCAGGCCCUCAGGCCAUGGGAGGAAAACAUCCAAAGGUGGGGAGUCUUCCACGGAACGGGGGUCCACCUCAAACAGCCCGGAGGCAGGCAGGAGAAGAGGAGACAAGGCCCCGGAGCAGCAAGGGAGGAAGAGGGGAGACAAGGAGGGUAGGAGAGGAGAAGAGGGGGGUGAGAGAAGGUCCAGGUGUUCAGAAUCGAGGGAGAGUAGACUGCUUUGUUCUCCAUCAGACAGCUCCACUUCUGAGACUUCUGAGAGGUCUCGCAAGAAGAAGAGACGGUCAUGCUCGCUCUCCAAAGACAGGAGGCGCUCCAGGUCGAGGUCAGGGUCCGGCUCCAGCAGCAGAGAGCGGUCCCAGAGUAGGAAGCAGAAGAUGGGGAGCAGGGAGAGGAACGACAGCAGAGGAAGUGAGAGAGAGAAGGGUCGGCCAUCAAAUGCCAAGAAGCGAGGUCACUCGCAGUCUCGCUCGCGGUCCAGGUCUAGGGAGAGGAGGAAAGACCACUCACGAUCACAACCAUCAUCCUCUGGGUCAAAAAACAGGUUUGAGGUGCGGUCAAAAGACAAAAAGAGGCCGAGGUCCAGGUCGCGGUCCAGAGAGAGGAGAAAAGAAGAGGGGUCGUCACAGGGCACACACAGACCAGGGUCUUUCUCAACCACCUCCUCCAAAGAGCUAGAAGAACAGAAAGAGAAGAUAAAAGAGAAAAUGCUUACUCUGAAAGAGGAGAGAGAGGCUGAAGAAGACAGAAAAGAGCGAGAGAUCAAACAAGAGAUGCCUUCUUCUUCAGGACUCAAACCUCACUCUGUCCUCUCUGUCUGCCAGGUGAAAAAGGAGAGUGACGGCAAUGAAUUUAGAACAGAGAAGCACGCCUCUCUCUCAGCAAAACUGCUCAAGGAGUCGAAGCUGCUCAAAGAAAUCAAAAAAGACAUACUGCCUGCCUUUGAUUUGUUUGAAGAAUCACUGGAUAGUAAACCAAUCAAGGAAGAAAAAGCUCUAUCAAUGUUCAUGGAGUUCAAGGACUUGCAAGAGCACAAGGAGAUCAAAAAGGAAAAACCUCCCCCCCUCAUAAAUGAGGCGUGCGCCCUCCCCACCUCAGACAUAACCGAACAAAAAGACCUGGUAUUAAAGGAAACCAAGACUGAGCACAUCUGGCCUGAGCUGCCUCAACAACUGACCUCCAUCAUCACUGUUCCCCCCACAGGCCAACCCAGCCCCAGCUUCUCAACACUCCGCACCAACCCUGUCCCUGCUCCUUCUCAGGCUGCAGUGACUACAGCCGGCCAGCAGGUGGCCCCAUCCCUGCCUCUAGUACCAAAGGCCCUCACAGAGACCCCUCCAUCUGUCCAAACCAUCCCAGUGAAGGAAGAGGUAGAGGAGCAUUCCGACUAUGAACUUGAUGACAUGGACGUGGACAUGAUGCUGGACAGUCUGGACAAUGUGAAGUGUGAGAAAGCAGAGCCAGAAGGAGAGAAAUGGGAGGCUCGGGUUAAAGAGGCGAAGGAGGGCGAAGGGGAGGACGAAGAGGUGAAGACAGUCACGCCAGGUGUUAAAGCCAAACCCUCGGUGAAGAGAGUCACCUGGAACCUACAGGAACCAGAUGGACCACAGCCAGAGAAGACUGGCAGUAAGCUGGCCCUCUACAAACUGAAGCUCAAACAGGAGGGAGCUCGCAGACCUGCCUCCUCCGCCCAGGCUUCCAAUCAGGAGGCCGCCUUGGGUGCUACAUCACUCACUGACCCCAAGGUUCAGAGCACCAAGAGGGCCAGUGUGUCUCUAGUGCUCCCCAGUGCGCUUUCCAGCUCCAACAGCCUACCACAAGUAGGGCUCUCCAAACCUGUGCAGGGGGAACCCAAUGAAGCCCUAGGAGAGGAUGAUGCUUCCAGAAACGAUCAUUACAUAAAGAAGCUUCACAUGCAGGAGAGAGCCAUAAAGGAGGUGAAACUGGCAAUCAAACCCUUCUACCAGAAGAAAGACAUCACGAAGGACGAGUACAAGGAAAUCGUACGCAAGGCUGUCCAGAAGGUCUGCCACAGUAAGAGUGGAGAGAUCAACCCAGUGAAAGUGGCCAACCUGGUCAAAGCCUAUGUGGACAAAUACAAACAUGACAGGAAACACAGGAAAGGAGAGGAGGAGGCAGAAACUGAUAGAACAAAUGAUCCAGAGACCCCAUGAAAUCAUCCACAAGCACUCAGCCAUAUUCAGCCAUUUUCACUAAUUUAAUCAUUUCUGUUAUCUUAUGUCACAGGAUUUUAGGGGACUCAAGCAAGGACUUAGAGAAAGAGUGGCUCCAAAUUUGAUUUGUCUUUCAUAGUUUUUAGGUGCGAUAAAGUUAUGUUCUGUCCAUGGUAAUUCACAGUUUCACAAAAUCAUGGUAGAGGCGUUUCGUUGAAAGAAGAUGUGCAAGUAACUUUUACUGCACCCAAUGUUGUCUGGCACUUUGAUUACCACUGACUGCCAAACAUCUGUUUUGAAUUGAAUUUGUUUCCAGGUUCACCCGGGGCCAGACCAUGUAGAUGUACUUUGUUGGUCUACUCUGUAUGAGGCUAACACAGAGAUUCUGUCUUAAAGAGACAGCUCUCAGUCAGAUCGCCUUUCAGUCAAGAGAGGCUAAGGGAUAAUGUGAAGCAGCUAUUUCUACUGGCAAAAUGUCUGAAUAGAAGCAGUGGUGGCUUUUAUUUUUUAUCUCUUGGGCAGUAGAGGGGUAUUUUUAAAAGAACACCACAAUGCAGAAAAAUACCAGUAGGCAAUUUUUUGGGGAAAAGGAGAAACAAUUAUUUUAGAUUUGGUGUAAAUAUUGAUUUUGAAUGAUCAUUAUGUACGCCCUUCCAGUUGUUAGCUGCCUACCGGGAAUUCACAGAUGUAUAUUGUUCAUGGUUCUGGAUGAAGUUUAUUGUUUUCGUGAAUGUCUCUGUGCUAUGGAACUGUGGAUCCGAUGGAGUGCUGGUUGACCAUACAGUAUGUGGCUCUGCACAUAGUGGCUGUCCUCUUCAGUGGUGCUCAGAUUGUCAACGCUCCUCUGGUCUCUAUUGGCAGAAUACUAACUUGAGAUGAGGGCACACAUCUCAGACUUCCUCAAAAAAUCUCCCAUUGAUAAUCAAUGCAUGUUUGUUGAGAAAGUUUGAGUUGUGAAUUUUCUUAAGUUUGGACUCAGCCCAAAGUGUCUACUGGUUUUAAUCCUACCUUUUCAUCAGGUGUUGAUUAAGACAGGAAACCAGGUGAGGUGACUGCAAUCAUCAGCUUUAAUUGAUCAAUUGACCAGUCAUUUGCCAAUGAUUAGUGAAAACCAGCAGACACUGGAGUUUAUAUACGUUUUGUGAAUACUGCACCUUCACCUGUUUUCUCUUAGUUUAACGUUUCGUCUAGAAUCAAUUGGCUAGUUCUGUUGUAUAUUUGUAGCAGGCUAACAAGUCAUAAGACAGCAUAUCAUGCCUGUCUUGCAACCUAAUCAAUGUUUUUCCCAUUUCUUCACACAUUCACACUUGGUUAUGAACUCAACUAGUUGCUCACAUUUCUUCUGAAAGACUAAUUCCAAAAGCUUAUUUUCCAGUUUGAAUAAUGUGCAAUAACCCUUAUUCUUGACACUGGUCAGCCAGAGUUUGUUCUUUGUCACAAACAAACUAGAUUUGUUUUAGUCCUUGCAAAUAUUGCCAUACUUGUAGUUGCGAACUUGGAAAUUGUUAAUCAAGUAAUAGUGCAUAAUCCUAGUCAAGGCCAGGAUGUUUUUGGUAACGACCUGACAAACACUCUUAACAAGGGGCCAAAGGAUUUCCUAGUCAGGUGUCAUAGGUGGGAGAAACCCCUGGCCCUAGUCAUACGGUAUUCAAUUCAUGCCAUCCGUAAUCACUGUUUCUCAUUGGUUGGAAGUGGUUCACUUCCUUCCUGCUAAUGAAUACUUACAACUGUACCUGAAAACGGUUGGCCUUCUCUACUUAUUUUCAAAGACUCCUCUAGAUCUCUUCUAAAAGUUUAUUUGUAGAAAAGUGCGUUAAAGAAUAUCACCCUAUCUUUUCAAUUUUGGCGUUGGCAUGUUCCCAUUCUGUGUGUGUAGUAGAAUGGAUGUGUGUGGACCUGCCUUGGACUGGGCACCUGUCUUGUCCUACACCUAUAUUCACAUUUCAAAUCAAUCCCUAGAUUAUAUCUGCUUGGCACUUCUGUAGACCUAAAAGGAUUGGAUUGGUGUAUCAGAGGGCCAGAUGGAAUUGCUACCAAAUUGUGUAUACUGUACCUGCAGUAUCUGAUCCUUUCAGAUCUACUUGAAGUGUCUAGGGGUUGAUUGGAAUUGAGCUUACGUACUUUGUUUUUGAGAGGAGUGGGGAAAGGAGGUGCUUGAGUUAAAUGUAUUUGGUUUUUUCUCCUUCAUUACUUGAUCUCCUAGGGCAAGUGCUUCAGAGGGAACACAAAAUGAUCAAAUAAAAUAAAAUACAUUUUUGUC